Molecule: messenger RNA, 816 nt
Organism: Miscanthus lutarioriparius
Lineage: Eukaryota; Viridiplantae; Streptophyta; Magnoliopsida; Poales; Poaceae
Source: the annotation of a GenBank genome assembly
AUGGGCUCCGACGCGGAGACGGAGACAGAGACGGAGAAGGUGGCGGCGAGCGACAGCUUCGUCAAGGACACCUACGGCGAGGUCAGGGCCACCAAGCAGCUGCCCGUCAUGCCGUGGGCCUUCUCCGUCGCAAGGCGAGUCGAGCGGAGCAGCCUGGUGCGGCAGGACCGAGCGUGCCUGGAGUGGCUGGACGCGCAGCCGCGGGAGUCCGUGUUCUACGUGAGCUUCGGCAGCCUGGCCUGCAUGACCCCGCGGGACUUGGCGGAGACGGCGUGGGGCAUCGCCGGCAGCGGCGUGCCGUUCCUCUGGGUAGUCCGGCCGGGCCUCGUCCGCGGGCCGGGGCAGAGCCAACAGCGGCUCCCGGAGAGGUUCGAGGCCGUGACGCGCCGGCGCGGCAUGGUGGUGGCGUGGGCGCCGCUGGAGGAGGUGCUGCGCCACCGCGCCUUCGGCGGGUUCUGGACGCACAACGGCUGGAACUCCACGAUGGAGAGCGUCUGCGAGGGGGUGCCCAUGCUGUGCCGCCCCUACUUCGGCGACCAGCCAGGGAACGCGAGGUACGUGGAGCACGUGUGGCGGGUGGGCUUCGAGGUCGGCGGCGAGCUCGAGAGGGGCAGCGUUGAGGCGGUCAUCCGUCGGCUCAUGACCGGUAGGAACGGCGCCGAGAUGAGGGCCAGGGCCGGCGAGCUGAAGAAGGCGGCGGCGGAGGCGGGUCGUCGUGCCUCGCCAUUGACAAGCUGGUCACGCACAUCAUGUCCCUGGACUCUACUCGACGCGAGGCGGCGAGCUUCAAGUUUUGACAUGAUAAUAAACAGUUGA